Messenger RNA from Polyodon spathula (Mississippi paddlefish), 2497 nucleotides. It is a transcript of the gene tarbp2, whose product is annotated as TAR (HIV) RNA binding protein 2. Gene Ontology annotation, molecular function: pre-miRNA binding; double-stranded RNA binding; siRNA binding. Gene Ontology annotation, biological process: regulation of miRNA processing; regulation of siRNA processing; regulation of viral transcription. Lineage: Eukaryota; Metazoa; Chordata; Actinopteri; Acipenseriformes; Polyodontidae. The transcript is spliced from 8 exons. The record is from RefSeq and is a predicted model, not a curated record. The coding region runs from base 174 to 1166 and encodes 330 amino acids. Gene Ontology annotation, cellular component: RISC-loading complex.
GGGCGGGCCCGGAUGGCAGACCUGUUUCCAUUUGAGACGGGGUUCCUUCUACCGGUAUUAAAAAAAAAAUAAAAACAGUUCGUUUAAAAAAAGAAGGGGGGGGGGGGGUCCUAUUUGCAUAAGGGGGUGUCGUAGGUGUGCAAUUGUCGCAGUUUACUGUGUGUAAGUAGGGAAUGAGCGACGAGAAAACGACCCCAAACUGCAAGACGAGCCCCGGGAGCCCCAGUAUUGAGCAAAUGCUGGCUCUGAACCCUGGCAAGACCCCCAUCAGUUUGCUGCAGGAGUAUGGAACAAGGAUAGGGAAGACCCCCGUCUACGAUCUGCUGAAAGCUGAGGGACAAGCCCAUCAGCCCAACUUCACUUUCCGUGUGACUGUGGGAGACAUCAACUGUACAGGUCAAGGGCCGAGCAAAAAGGCAGCGAAACACAAAGCGGCCGAGGCGUCUCUCAAGCAGCUGAAAGGAGGCAACAUGCUGGAGGCGCUGGUCGACGGGGUCAGCUCACAGUUAGAAACCAAAACAUCCAGCGUGGCGCAGCAAGCAGAGUGCAAUCCGGUGGGAGCUUUGCAGGAGCUGGUGGUACAGAAGGGCUGGAGGCUGCCGGAGUACACUGUCACUCAGGAGUCUGGCCCCGCCCACAGGAAGGAGUUCACCAUGACCUGCCGAGUCGAGCGAUUCGUCGAGAUCGGCAGCGGCACCUCCAAGAAGCUGGCAAAGCGCAACGCGGCGGCCAAGAUGUUGGCGAGGAUUCACGACGUGCCCAUGGACCAGCGCAAUGGCAACGAGGCUGAGCACGAGGACGACCAGUUCUCCAUCAACCUGAGCACCAAGCCGGAGAGCGGGAAGUACAAGAGCCCGGGCUGCACCUGGGACUCCCUGCGGAACAGCGCUGGGGAGCGGGUCCUGCACCUCAAGACCAACCCCCUGGGGAUGCCCAACUGCAACUCCUGCUCCCUCCUGAGCGAGCUGUCGGAGGAGCAGAGAUUCGACAUCAGCUACCUGGACAUCGAGGAGCGGAGUCUGAGUGGGCUGUGUCAGUGUCUGGUUGAGCUGUCCACGCAGCCCGUCACGGUGUGCCACGGAUUCGCCCCCACGAAGGACGCAGCCCGGGCUGGCGCCGCUCACAACGCCCUGCAGUACCUCAAAAUCAUGGCAGGGGGCAAGUGAGAGCCCGGGACUGGACCCAGACUGCAGCCUAAAGACAUUGAACCAGGAUUCCUGUGAGACCAGACCUUCAAACUCUCCCAAACCACCACUGCUCUCCGAGUCUUAAUGUGAACCUUGCUUUGAGUGCACAGAAUGUUCUUCCCUGGCUGCUGGAGAGGGAUGGGGGUGGAGUUUGCAUCAUAAAACUUAUGACAUCACAGAGAACAGUCCCAAACGGAGUGUGAGUGAAUUCUAGAAUCAUCCAGUUAAUUCUGGCAUUAGUGUGACAGUUCUUGAUCAGUGGGUUUCAAUUACAAAAAAAUUGUCGGUCUGCAAGCAGGCUGUGCUGUGCAUGGGGGCCUAUGUGACGUUUGUGUAUCAGAACUGUGUCAUGUCCUGGUGUUGCAGGAUAGCAUGUUUUGGAGUCCCAGGGGAAGGUAAUGUAUUAUAUUGUGUGUGUGUGUGUCUGUGUGCGUAUUAUUAUUUAAAAACAAAUUAGAAAUUAAUACCUAUGCACACCUACGUUUUACUCAGAAAAGCAGGUGUUUUUAACUCGAAUUCAUUUUGUUAAAAAAAAAAAAAAACAACAAAACACGCACACACACACUUUUGUUAUCAAUAAAAUAAUGAUAGUUGUUAGAAAGUUUUCUAUACCAUGCUGACUCGGGGCUGUACUGUAUGGUCCAAUAUAAACAUUUUAUUACGAACUUUGCAUAAACAGUAAGAUUAAUUCUCUGGGGAUCCCAAUAGUAGCUACCAGUAAAACUAGCUUUUAAUAGAGAAAUCUGCCUUUUAUAAUCCCCAGUCGUCUCUUCUGUAUCCAUUGCAUAUAGUUCUGUGUCCAUUGCAUAAUUCUGAUUUAAUUGUAACGGUUACAAAUGUUUGUUUUUUUUUCCCUGGACCGCGCCCGUCUUUGUAAGCGGGAGAGCUGUAAUUCGAUUAUUGUCUUUUCAAAUGUCUUUCCCUUUUACGGUGUUAUUGUUUGCCUUUCGCUUAGAUGGGGGACAUCGAUAGACACCGGAGACAUGUGUCUCUGCAUCAACCAAGGCUCUUUUAGCUGUAGACAUACAUGCUGUAGACAACCUGAACUAGGCUUCGCUGAAAAGGCAGUCACUUUCAGCCUGUUUCAUUCAGCUGUGGUGAACCCUUGAUUCUACAAGAGGGCAGAAAUAGUUGGCAAGCCGCAGUGACCUUCAUUGUUGUGUUUAGAAUAGGAAAUGUACACUGUGUGCGAGUCAAUGCAAAGUCUUCGUAAACACUUGUGUGUGUGUGUGUGUGAUUUAAGAGAUGCCACUUUCUACCUCCUGUUCUUUGGUGCUUCUGUUUUGAAUAAAUGACGGUUGCAGAAAUCA